CACACAAGCUCGUCAGCUGUACGAGCAGCGACAGAAACGCUGACCCAUUUUACUGUAGCCGCGGAGGGACAACGACAACAACAGCAGCAGCGACGAAACGACACUUCCACAGCCUCUGACCGGAUAGGGAAACCCCUCUAUUUCGUUCUCCAACACCCCUGGAAACACCUGUCUCCUCCACCAACCUGACUUGAUUAAAACCAUCACAGGGAUUAGAUGGUGUGGCUGAACGAGAGGAAGAAGAGAGAGAAAGAACCUUGGAGAACUUGUGGAGGCUUUUGGUCACAGAGGCCAUUGUUCAACAGAAGCUUCUCAAGGGACGAAAAGCCAUUGAAAAGUCUGUAAUGGCUGAGCUGUCAUCAGCACAGGUGAGUGAAUGCACCUGAGCAUUACUGCUGCUGCUGCUGCUGCCGCCGCCGCUGCAGCCCCUGGACAUUUAUUGCGCAGUAAAAAAGGGAAGAUCCACAUUACUGUGACACCAGGAAGGACACAAUCCCCCACAUUUCUUUUUGUCUGGAUGGUUUUUUAACCUGGAUUCUCUUUCACCUGGGAAGGGAGCGAAUGACUAAUUGUGGUUUUGGGAGCCGUUUGAGCUGAGCUGCAGAGGCUCAAGCGUGUCCACACGCAGAAAUGAAAUACAUGGAAGAAGAACACACAGCAUUGUUUUUGAGCAGCUGAGUCCGUGAAGGCCCCAGCGCCGGCCAUGUUGGAUCUCUUCCUCAGAGUGCUGGCGUUGACCCGUCUUCACCCGUCGCCUCGCAGCGGCACGCUGCCAACCUAAACCCUCACUCUCUUCCUGCAUUCCUCUUCUUCCACUGCCUGGUCGGGAGAAAGGUAAAGUAAGGUCUUCUUAAGGUCUUCAAGAAAAAUGUCCUAUGCACAUCACAAGCUGCUCACCUGGAGCGAAUCUCACUUCGCCCUCCUGCCGCUGACCUACCUGUGGCUCGUGGCUCUGACCACAGGGGUGUCGGCAGAUCUGUGCAGGGUGACUGGCGGGGUUCUGGGGAUGCACUGGAGCAGCGCCGUCAGCCUGGGUUGGUACCCUUUAGCAGACGGGAUAGGUGGGGCAACAUGUUGGGAGUCCUGCUGCUUACAUCAGCACUGCAGUGCCGUGUGGAGCAUCGGCGGGCGCUGCAUCCUCCUCAGCUGCUCGAGGAAGAAGGGCUGCCCCAUCACUUUCCUGCCCCAGCCUCACCAGGAGUCUCUUGGCCUCCUUCAGUUGCUCUCCAAGGGUCCCGUCCGAGCGAAACGCAGAGCGGCUCGUCGUGCACUUCCUGCCGGAAGCAGACCACACCCAGGAGACCUCACAAGCACGGAAAGUUUCAAGCUGGAAACAUCUUUCCCCACUCCGACGUCACCCAGCACCAUCGCACUCCAGGUACCCCAAAAGAGCCUUAGCCCUUUAUCCAAUGGGAGUUCACACACAGCUGUAGCAUCAUCACAACAAAACUCAACGGUGGACAACACUGUUGAUAGUCCGGCGUCUUCCAACAGCAGUGAUGUCACCUCAAUCACAACCGAACUGAAUGUCAUCACAACUCCAACAAAGGCUGCAGUGAAGGAGCUGGUGGUGUCAGCGGGACAGAGCGUGGAGGUCACACUUCCCCGCAACGAGGUUGAACUCAAUGCCUUUGUGGUCCCACCGCCUCCGACAGGGACGAACUAUGCAUUUGACUGGCGCUUGAUAUCACAUCCCAAAGAUUACAGUGGGGAGAUGGAAGGAAAGAAAAACAAGACUCUUAAACUCAGCAAGCUGACUGUGGGUCUGUAUGAGUUUGAGGUGAUGGUGGACGGGGGGGGAGCUCAUGGAGAAGGUUUUGUCAACGUCACGGUCAAACCAGAGCCUCGGGUAAACAAGCCUCCUGUUGCCAUAGUUUCCCCAAAGUUCCAGGAGAUUUCCUUGCCAACCAGCUCUACGGUGAUCGACGGCAGCCAGAGCACUGAUGAUGACAAGGUCGUUGCAUGGUACUGGGAAGAGGUCAAAGGUCCACUGAGGGAGGAGAAGGUCUCUGCCGAGACACCCGUCCUCACUCUCACCGGCCUGGUGCCUGGGAACUACACGUUCAGUUUAACAGUGACAGACUCGGAUGGAGCCAAACACUCGACGCAGGCCUCCCUCUCUGUGUACAAAGCCAAGGAUUACCGGCCCGUGGCCAAUGCCGGCCCUAACCAGGUCAUCCAGUUGCCUCGCAACUCCAUCACUCUGUACGGCAACCAAAGCAACGACGACCACGAUUCACUGUCUUAUGAGUGGUCCCUGAGCCCCGAGAGCAAGGAUAAAGUGGUGGAGAUGCAGGGCGUACGGACGGCGAUUCUGCAGCUGUCAGCGAUGCAGGAGGGGGACUACACCUUUCAGCUGACUGUGACAGACUCAUCUGGACAGCAGGACACCGCCCAGGUCACGGUCAUUGUGCAGCCAGAAAACAAUAAACCACCAGUAGCAGAUGCAGGACCAGAGAAAGAGCUGACUCUGCCAGUCGACCGGACCACACUGGACGGCAGUAAGAGCAGCGACGAUCAGAAGAUUUCCACAUACCACUGGAUACAAACCAGCGGUCCUGUUGAUGUGAAGAUCGAGAACGGAGACGGUGCGGUUGCCACGGUGACAGGUCUGGAGGUCGGCAGGUACGAGUUCACCCUGACUGUAAUGGAUGAGAGGAAGCUGCAGAGUACAGACACUGUCGUGGUCAUCGUCAGAGAAGAGUUGGACCAGCCACCUUUGGCUCACGUCGUGUCGAGUCCACCCAUCGCUCUGCCUGUCAGGACCGCCAUUCUGGACGGAUCCCACUCAACUGACGACAAAGGUGGAGUCACUUACCUGUGGACCAGAGACGAUACCAGCCCAGCUGCAGGGGAUGUACUGAACAACUCUGACCACCAGGCGGUGCUGUUUCUGGGAAACCUGGUAAUGGGGAAGUACAGCUUUAGCCUUACUGUGACUGACAGUAAAGGACAGACCAGCAAUGACCGAGGGACAGUGGAGGUCAAAGCAGACACGUGGGAACGUGACCUGGUGGAGCUGGUGUUGGAGGUUCCAGUAUCACAGGUGUCCCAGCACCAGCGUGACAUGCUGCUGCGCCAGGUCGGCGUUUUACUGGGCGUCCUGGACAGUGACAUCAUCGUGCGAGAUAUCACUGCAUUUAAUGAGCACAGUACUUGUUUGGUCUUCCUGGUGUCGGGUGGUCCAGGGCGCCCUCCUCUAUCUGGACACAGUGUUGCAUUUGGCCUACGCAACAAACUGCGCAAGCAGAAGAACGACUUCCUCAUCUUUAAAGCUCGACGAGUGGAUACAGUCAUCUGUCAGCUGAACUGCUCCAGCCAUGGCGAGUGUGACUCGUUCACACGACGCUGUGUCUGUCACCCGUUCUGGAUGGAGAACUUCAUCCGAACUCAGUUUGGAGAUGCAGAGAGCAACUGUGAGUGGAGCGUACUCUACGUGACCAUUGCGUCUUUUCUGAUCGUGGUUGCUAUAGCAACAGUGUUCUGGGGUAUGGUGUGUUGCUGCAGGCGGCGAAAGAGCAAAGUGCGCAGAAGCAAAAGUCGAUACAAGAUACUAGAAGCUGACGAGCAAGACAGUUUGGAGCUACAGCUGCCGAGAGUUGCACGUCUGAAGCCAGUAACUGCUCCCACCUCCUCCGCUCUCAUGCACUCGGACUCUGACCUGGUGCUGCUGCUGCUGCUGCUCCGCUCAUUCACCGACACACACGGACCAAAUCACUGCUCCACCAGUUUGGCAGUUAUGGCAGAGUUGGCGGGUCUGGUGCAGCGGCUGGAGGUGGCGGUGAGUCGUCUGGAGACCAUGUCAGGCCCCGGUGGCCCAGGUGGAGAUUCUGCUGGAGGAGCUGUAUCGGAGUACGUUGAGGCCUUUGAUGAGAUCGUGAAAGGUGCUGUGGCCCGGUACCUGUCUAUCAGCCAGAAGAUCGGGGGCGACGUCCAGAAACAUGCAGAGAUGGUAAAGCAGGUGUUCUCCAGUCAGAGACAACUCCUCGUAACAGCGUCUUCCUCCCAGAAGCCCUCUGAUGCGGUUAUAACGACUCUGCUGCAGCCCAUGUCCAAAGUGCUGCAACAGGUGCAGGCAUUCCGUGAGACGCACCGCACCUCGCCGCUCUUCAACCAUCUCUCAGCUGUCAGCGAGAGUGUUCCUGCUCUCGGAUGGGUCGCCAUGGCACCAAAACCAUGUCCCUAUGUUAAAGAGAUGCAGGACGCCGCCACCUUCUACACCAACCGCGUGCUCAAGGAGUACAAGGACAAGGACAUGACACAUGUGGACUGGGUGAAGGCAUACAUCGCCAUCUGGACUGAGCUGCAAGACUACAUCAAGAAGUACCACACAACAGGACUGACCUGGAGCAAGAGCGGUCCAGUAGCCUCAGCUACUGCAGCCGCUCCUGCACCUGCUGGUGGUUGUUGUCCUCCCCCACCCCCCCCAGGACCACCACCUCCUCCUAUGGACCUGAGUGCACCCUCUGGCGGUGGCAGUGCCGAUUCUGGUCUUAGUCGUAAUGCUUUGUUCGAGUCACUCAACAAGGGAGCCGACAUAACCAAGGGCCUGAAGCAUGUGAGCGAUAACGAGAAGACCCACAAGAAUCCUGGCCUGAGGGGUCAGGGAGCUUCUGUGCGUACUGGACCCAAACCCUUUGCUUCUUCCUCCCCCAAACCCGCUGCGUCCCCUGCUCCAGCCAAAACUCUGCCCCCAGUGUUGGAGCUGGAAGGGAAGAAGUGGAAAGUGGAAAACCAUGAGGGCGCACAGAAUCUGGUGAUCAGCGACACUCAGCUGAAGCAAGUGGUUUAUGCUUUCAAGUGUAACAAAAGCACUCUGCAGGUCAAAGGCAAAAUUAACUCCAUCAUCGUCGACAACUGUAAGAAGAUGGGCCUGGUGUUUGAUGAUGUCGUGGGCGUCGUAGAGAUCAUCAACUGCAAAGACGUUAAGAUCCAGGUCAUGGGUAAGGUCCCCAUCAUCUCCAUCAACAAGACGGACGGUUGUCACAUUUACCUAAGCAAAGACUCGGUGAACUGUGAGAUCGUCAGCGCCAAGAGCUCAGAGAUGAACAUCCUGAUUGUCAAGGAAGACGGAGAUUAUACGGAGUUUGCUGUUCCUGAGCAGUUCAAGACCGUCUGGGACGGCACCAAACUCGUCACCACAGCAUCAGAGAUCACCGGGUAGAUUCAAGCGUGGAGAAAAUGGCCGCCUCUCCUCGACACAUCACCCCAAUGCCCGCCUGACUGUUCGACCACCCCACCAACUCACUAUCAACGUUGUAGACUGAGAUUUGGACCUCAUGUGUUCCACCCCCCCUUCCCUGUCAGCCAAGCACAGCUUCCGCUGUCCCUUCCAUAAGCCAAUGAGAGGAUUGCUUGCUUUACCUGCAGCAAAUCCUCCAGCCAAUCAGCAGGGAGCAGCUUGUUAUUCAAAUCAGAUUCCCUGUAAAUCCAAUGAGCACUUUUCAAAAAUGAGUUUUGCCAACAGAUGGGAUGCACUUGAUUUCUUUUUUUUCCCCAAAAAAGAUAAACCCGUAGAAUAGCCAUCAUGGAAACAGAUGGGGAUUCAUCUGCAAAAAAAGCAACUGCAUUCAAUCAGGCUCUUCUUAAAGUUGUGACCUGAUUUUCUGCUUCAUUUUAGGCAGUGUUACCAAUGACAACAGCAUUUCUACACAGGAUAAUGGCAUCCAUGUUACCACCACCAUCGCUGAUGUAGACGGUAAAAUAAACAUCAUUGGAAGUCACCAAUUAUGCAUGUUAAACAUUUGUCAAAUUUAAAAGCACAUAGAAAUAAGUUAAAAACACUUUGUGUGCAAAAUCAGUCUAUUUCACAUCGUAAAACGUUAACAAGUAGAAGAACAAGUAAUAAUUCCAUGUGCUAUCCCUUAAUCCCACACAUCGGACAUUCCUGAGUUUUAAUCAUUCCAUGUAAGGAGGCCUGUAAGAAAAAUUCAAAAUGUUUGAGGUAAAGAGCAAAGAGAUGUUGACACAGACGGAAGGAAAGAAUGAUGCAGAAAGACUCAAGACAAAAGAAAAUCACUGAUUAUUGUUAAAUGCUUCAUGUUCACCUCAGGCUCUAGAUUGAAAAUAUCUGCUGUAAUCACGUGUGUACAUAUAAAUAUGAUUCAUUUUGAAAUGGUCUUAAAUAUCAACAUCUCUUCACUCUUCCUCUGAGGGCUGUCUGCACUCUCUGAUGUUCAGCUCCUGGAGCUGUGACGCUCUUCACUCAUUUCCUUUUUUUUUUUUCUAUUGUCUUUCUUUUACCUUGUUAUUUUGGGUCCAACAAUCAGAGGUCUGCUCAUUAGUACUGGAAACAUCAUUAAAGGAAAUCUUGCAAUAAAA
Molecule: messenger RNA, 6321 nt
Organism: Solea solea (common sole)
Lineage: Eukaryota; Metazoa; Chordata; Actinopteri; Pleuronectiformes; Soleidae
Product: KIAA0319-like ortholog
Exons: 38
Coding region: 869-5164 (1431 amino acids)
Biological process (GO): cytoskeleton organization
Cellular component (GO): plasma membrane; cytoplasmic vesicle
Molecular function (GO): actin binding
Source: RefSeq, a predicted model, not a curated record